Molecule: messenger RNA, 3776 nt
Organism: Entelurus aequoreus (snake pipefish)
Lineage: Eukaryota; Metazoa; Chordata; Actinopteri; Syngnathiformes; Syngnathidae
Product: inactive phospholipase C-like protein 2
Exons: 12
Coding region: 248-3610 (1120 amino acids)
Biological process (GO): lipid metabolic process; intracellular signal transduction
Molecular function (GO): phosphatidylinositol-4,5-bisphosphate phospholipase C activity
Source: RefSeq, a predicted model, not a curated record
CAGCAGGUGGGUGGUCCGAUUGGCAGCUGAUGUCUGGAAGGUGGGGCACUUGUUGUGUUCUUCAAGGUUCGGCGGAGGAGUCGAGGAGGGCGGCGUGAAAGAGAGCGAGAAGUUUCCUUCCUUCCCUUCCUGCCUCGCAGUCGCCGGCUGCCCUCCCUGCAAGAUGGCACCUUUCCAAGCGUGUGCAGCCUGCGUGCAAGGCUCCUCGCCGCGCCGCGUCUGAAGCCAACGUACGAGUCGUCGCACCAUGGCGGAAUUUGGACCGAGCAAGCGCGCGGGUGCACCGGUCUCCGCCGCGGGGAGCCCGGAGGCGCGCCGGGGAGGAGAGCCGCUGUCUAACGGGAGCUGCACCCAGCCGGACCCGGCCAGGAGGGCGCAAAGGGGCUCCAGCUCCGAGUCCCCUGCCAGGGAGGGCCAGAUACCGCGACGCAGCAGUCUCAUCAAGGAUGGCUCCCGGGCGGGUCGCGAGAGGAAGAAGACGGUGUCCUUCAGCAGCAGCCUAUCAGAGAAGAAGAUCAGCGGCGCGGCCGACUGUAUCCACUCCAUGGUGGAAGGGAGCGAGUUGAAGAAGGUGCGGCCCAACUCCCGCGUGUACCAGCGCUACUACCUCCUGGACGCGGGCCUGCAGGCUCUGUGCUGGGAGCCGUCCAAGAAGGAGUCGGACAAAGCCAGGAUCGCGCUCGCCGCCAUCCGAGAGGUCCGCACCGGCCGCAACACGCACACCUUCCGUGCCAGCGGCCUUUAUGAGCAGAUUUCUGAGGACUGCGCUUUCUCCAUCAUCUACGGCGAGCUGUACGACAGCUUGGACCUGGUGGCCCUCUCCACGGAAGUGGCCAGUAUUUGGGUGACGGGUCUAAGGUACCUGCUGCAGUACGGCAAACACGCCCUGGACAUGCUGGCCAGCAAGCAGCACAGCCUGCGCCUCGGGUGGCUGGAGCAGCUCUUCUGCUCUGCGGCUGCCGACGCUCCUGGGGACAGCCAGGGGGGCAUUGGCCUGCAGUCUGCCAUAAAACUGGUCCAGAAGGUGAAUCCCGGGGUGAGCCGCAGCAAAGUGGAGCACAGGUUCCAAGAGCUUCAGAGAGGUCGCGCCGAGAGGACGGUUUCUCUCGCUACGGAAUUGGGAGCUCAGGACUGGAGCGAGGAGGGUAAAGCUCCACUGGGGGACGGCCAGAGGGUCACCAAAGCGGAGUUCGUGGAGGUCUUCCAUGACUUUUGCACACGUCCGGAGAUUUACUUUCUUUUAGUGCAGUUCUCCAGCAACAAGGAGUUCCUGGACACCAAAGACUUGACGAGGUUCCUGGAGGCUGAGCAAGGUGUUGCUCAGGUGACGGAAGAAGACAGUCUGAGGCUGAUCCGGGCCCACGAGCCAUCAGAAGAGGGCCGACUGCUGGGCUACUUGUCGAUGGACGGCUUCAGCAGCUACCUGACGUCGCCGGAGUGCCACCUCUUUGACCGGGAGCACCACUCGGUGUGCCAGGACAUGUCCCAGCCUUUGUCUCACUACUUCAUCAACUCCUCUCACAACACCUACCUCAUCCAGGACCAGUACCAGGGACCCUCAGACAUUUCCGGCUACAUCCGGGCGCUCAAGAUGGGCUGCCGGUGCGUGGAGGUGGACGUUUGGGACGGCCCCGACGAGGAGCCGGUGGUGUGCACCGGACACACCCUCUGUCCGCCUCUUUCCCUGCGCAAUGUAUUGGAGGCGGUCGGACGCUUUGCGUUUGUGGCGUCCGAUUACCCCUUGAUGGUGUGCAUUGAGAACCACUGUUCACUCCGACAGCAGAAGGCCAUGGUGCAGCAUCUGGUGAGAAUACUGGGAGAGAGGCUCCUCCCACCCCCUCCAGACCAGAGGGAGCCAUACCUUCCGUCGCCACAAGCCUUAAGGCAUCGGAUCCUCUUGAAGGGGAAGAAGUUGGAACCGGGUUGGGAGGCGGAGGACGGGGAAGUCAGUGAGGAGGACGAAGGGGCCGAGAUGUGUGAAAGGAUGAAGGCAGCGAGUAACGGAGAGGCAAAGACCCCGAGAACUCCCACAGACGCCACUCCGUGCAAUCCUCCUCAUCUUCCUCACAAACGCAUCCAACUGUUAAAGGAGCUCUCAGACCUUGUGACUCUGUGCCAGGCGGUCCACUUCAUAGACUUUCCCACAUCCACCAAAAGCCAAAAACCUUGGGAAUUGUGCUCCUUCCAGGAGAAACAUGCCGAGUGUCUCGCUGGCGAGAGCCCUGGCAGCUUCGUGGACCACAACAAACGCUUCCUGACCCGAGUGUACCCCAGCCCCAAGCGCAUGGACUCCAGCAACAUGAACCCUCAGGACCUGUGGAAGUAUGGCUGUCAGAUGGUGUCGAUGAAUUUCCAGUCAGCUGGACUAAUGAUGGACCUGAACACGGCCUGGUUCCGCCAGAACGGUAACUGCGGUUACGUUCUGCGGCCCGCCAUCAUGCGGCAGGAGGUGUCCUAUUUCUGUGCAGACACCAGAGACACAGUGCCCGGGGUGUCCCCGCAGCUGCUCCACGUGAAGAUCAUCAGCGGACAGAACCUCCCCAAGCCCAGGGGUUCUGGCACCAAAGGAGAUGUGGUAGACCCCUAUGUGUACGUGGAGAUCCACGGCAUUCCUGCGGACUGCACGGCGCGCCGCACAAGGACCGUCUCCCAAAGCUGGGACAACCCAGUCUUCGACGAGAGCUUCGAGUUCCAGAUCAACCUGCCGGAGCUCGCUAUGGUUCGCUUCGUGGUGCUGGAUGACGACUUUAUAGGAGACGAGUUCAUAGGUCAGUACACCAUCCCUCUGGAGUGUCUCCUACCCGGGUACCGCCACGUCCCGUUACAGUGUCUCACCGGGGAGGAUCUUCCCCACGCCAAACUGUUCGUCCACGUGGCUCUGACCAACCGCAGAGGAGGGGGGAAGCCUCACAAAAGGGGUCUGUCUGUCCGGAAAGCCCGGAAGGGGCGGGACUACACGGCUCUGAGAGACCUGGAAAUUCGGUCGGUUGAUGACCUUUUCAAGAUGGCCGCUCCCUUGCUGAGAGAAGCCACAGACUUGAGGGAAAACCUACAGAACUCGGUGGCGCUGUUCAGGGAACUGUGCGGGGUCUCGGCCGUGUCCAACCUCAUGCAGUGCGUACUGGCGCUGGCCUCCAGAGUGACAGGACCCGACGGGACGCCUUUGCUGCUCUUUGAUCUUCACCAGCACUAUCCCAGCCUGGAGCCCCAGGGGCCCCUGCCUGAUGUCCUGCGCCGGGUCGUCUCCACCUACCAAUCGAUGGUGCAAGCCAGCAGAGUGGUGUUGGAGCUCUCAGACAGUCUCCAUGAGAGGAUUCUGCACAUCCAGAUGAUGGCCAUGACGUUCCAUGAGAAGCUGCCGAGUCUGGCGGCCAAGGAGGGGUUAAAAGGUCGCAAGGCGGGUCGAGCGGUGGAGAGCUUCAGCUGGAACAUCACCAUUCUAAAGGGCCAAGCUGAUCUUCUCAGUCACGCCAAGGCUGAAGUUCAGGACAACAUGAAGCAGAUCCGCGAUGCCGCGCUCGCCGGGAACCUCACUCGGGACGUUGCGAGAGAAUGCUGGCGACAAAGCCAGCGCCGCCACGAGGGCGGGACCAGCGAUGGCGGCAAGUGAGCCCAUCAGAGGUCUGCUCGUACACGCAGCAGCAGGUGUUGUCGGGUGGCUCGCAGGCCGAGGAACAAAGUGUUUCAUUUUGUUGUCUCGGUCACAUGACUGUACAGUAUUUUAAUAUUGUCUUUUUGCUGCAAAACAUUAUUUAAAUAAAAUCUAAGUGUUUUUA